AUGGACUCACGGCAUUGUGGAAAUAAUCAAGAUGAUGACGGCGACGCUGACGAGGACGAUGGUGAUGAUGAUGAGGAUGAUGACGGCGACGCUGACGAGGACGAUGGUGAUGAUGAUGAGGAUGAUGACGGCGACGCUGACGAGGACGAUUGUGAUGAUGAUGAGGAUGAUGACGGCGACGCUGACGAGGACGAUGGUGAUGAUGAUGAGGAUGAUGACGGCGACGCUGACGAGGACGAUUGUGAUGAUGAUGAGGAUGAUGACGGCGACGCUGACGAGGACGAUGGUGAUGAUGAUGAGGAUGAUGACGGCGACGCUGACGAGGACGAUGGUGAUGAUGAUGAGGAUGAUGACGGCGACGCUGACGAGGACGAUGGUGAUGAUGAUGAGGAUGAUGACGGCGACGCUGACGAGGACGAUUGUGAUGAUGAUGAGGAUGAUGACGGCGACGCUGACGAGGACGAUUGUGAUGAUGAUGAGGAUGAUGACGGCGACGCUGACGAGGACGAUGGUGAUGAUGAUGAGGAUGAUGACGGCGACGCUGACGAGGACGAUGGUGAUGAUGAUGAGGAUGAUGACGGCGACGCUGACGAGGACGAUUGUGAUGAUGAUGAGGAUGAUGACGGCGACGCUGACGAGGACGAUGGUGAUGAUGAUGAGGAUGAUGACGGCGACGCUGACGAGGACGAUUGUGAUGAUGAUGAGGAGGAGAAUGGAUGGAUGGAUAGAUGGAUCGAUAAAUGGAUGGAUGGAUGGAUGGAUGAAUGCUUUGCUAUCAGUUCAUUGCUUUCAAUUUUUAAGUGUAUUAUACGCUUCCCGUCAAGAUCCAUUACAUCUGUAUAUUAUCAUGUUCCGUUAUUAAAGUGA
Molecule: messenger RNA, 867 nt
Organism: Mercenaria mercenaria
Lineage: Eukaryota; Metazoa; Mollusca; Bivalvia; Venerida; Veneridae
Product: surface protein-like
Exons: 2
Coding region: 1-867 (288 amino acids)
Source: RefSeq, a predicted model, not a curated record